Messenger RNA from Parasteatoda tepidariorum (common house spider), 6759 nucleotides. Its product is annotated as putative sodium-dependent multivitamin transporter. Gene Ontology annotation, molecular function: symporter activity. Gene Ontology annotation, biological process: sodium ion transport; transmembrane transport. The record is from RefSeq and is a predicted model, not a curated record. Lineage: Eukaryota; Metazoa; Arthropoda; Arachnida; Araneae; Theridiidae. Gene Ontology annotation, cellular component: membrane.
AUUCGCUCCUUUUCCCGCCGUGGAAUAGAGUCCGGAGGGUCUCUGAUUGCGCAGGUAAUCCAUAAGUGGUACCCUGCUUAGCGUCGGUUUGUUAUAUAACCACUUCGAUUGGGGGGAAAUAAAACGUUUGCUUUCAUAACAUUGUAUCAGACGAUCUUCAGGUGUACAAGUUCUAGGAUUUCGCAGAUAUAUACUUCGACUAAAUUGAAAACGAUUCUAUAUUCCAAGUUUAUUUUUUUCUAAGAAAUAUAUCGCUUGCAUAUUCUGAAGUAAGUUCUGUCAUAAAUUGUUAUUGUAUUUCGGAAAAUUUUACUAAAAAAAUAAUAAACAUUUAGUUUAAUUGUUUUUAGGAAUUUAUUUUUCCUUCAAAAUGAUGCAAUAUUACUUGUAAUUACUCAUUAGCCUUAUUUUCGAACUAUUGAGAUUGUGUAUUCGCAUCAAGGUUGUAAAAUUAUUAUAUUUAAGUGCUGAUUGUUUAUUUAUUUUUUUAAACUGAGACUUCAGUUGUAGUUUGUCACUUCGCUAUUCGAAGAGAAAGUGUUGAUUUAAACGCAGUAUAAUAUUAGCAAAGAAUUGCUUAUUAAGGAAACAUUACGUGAAUAAAAAAUUUUUGAUUUUUGAAUUAGUUCACUGAACUUGAUUGUCUGAAUUAUUUUUAACGGGAACUGUAAAAACAUGAAUGAAACAAUGUUAUUGAGCAAUACAACUCUAGCCAGCCAACAACAGCUUACUCUUGGCAACGUGGACUAUUUUGUUAUUGUUGUGAUGUUGUUGAUAUCUUCGGGAAUCGGACUGUAUUUCCGAUUUUCUGGAGGUAAACAAAAAACUACUCAGGAAUUUUUUCUUGCUGGCCGGACAAUGUCUGUAUUUCCAGUUGCAUUCUCUAUAAUGGCCAGUGGAAACUCAGCAAUCACGUACCUUGGUGUACCAUCUGAUAUGUAUGUAUAUGGAACACAUUUUGCCUUUAUAAUAUUAGGAAACACAGCUGGUGCUCUUGCUGCUGGAUUUUUGUUUCUGCCUGUGUUUUUUUGUACAAAUGCAAGCACAACAUACGAGUAUCUGGAGAAACGAUUUGGAAGAGUAUUAAGGAUUAUAUGCUCGUUAAGCUUUUCUAUUCAAGCAAUUUUAUAUAUUGCCGUUGUUUUAUAUGCUCCUGCCCUAGCCUUAAGUGCUGUUACUAGUCUUUCAAUAUGGACAUCUGUUAUUUCUGUUGGAGUCGUAUGCACAUUUUAUUGUACCCUGGGUGGUAUGAAAGCUGUUCUUUGGACGGAUGUCUUCCAAGCUACUCUAAUGUAUGGUGGUAUGAUAAUUAUGGUAAUUAAAGGUAGUUCUGAUGUUGGAGGAUUUCAAACUGUUAUAUCAAGAUCAAUUGAAGGCGGAAGGCUUCUUGUACCAGGAUUUUUCAUUGACUUCACAACUCGGUACACAUUCUUCAACAUUUUCAUUUAUGGUUUUGUCACCACUUUGUCUGCAUACGGGGCAAGCCAGAUGCAAGUACAAAGGUUGCUCACAGUUAGCACAUUAAAAAAGGCUCAAUGGGCCUUAUUUGCAAGUCUCCCUUGUACUUUCGUCUUUCAUAUUGUUAACUGUUUCACAGGCCUUGUUUUGUAUGCUUAUUUUUAUCACUGUGAUCCACAAGCUGCGGAUAAUAAAAUUACCAAACCUGAUCAGCUGUUGCCUUAUUUUUCGAUGAUAUCUUUGGGACAAUAUCCUGGAGUAGCUGGGUUGUGUAUUUGUGGCAUGUUAAGCGCUGCUUUAAGCACAAUGUCUUCAAUGGUAAACUCCCUGUCCACUGUAACUGUUGAGGAUUUCAUGAAGCCUGUUUGUGCCAUGAAAGGAUUAGGUGAAGAACGAACUGCAUUUGUCGCUAAAAUGAUAACUCUGUGUUACGGAACCAUUGGCCUUCUUCUUACAUAUAUCGUGGCUAGCUUUGGAAAUGUACUGCAGGCCUCUACUAUAGUCUACGGACUUGUAGCUGGCCCUACACUAGGCGUUUUCCUAUUAGGUGUUUUAACAGCAAGAACCAAUGAAAAGGGGGCGAUUAUUGGAUUGCUGUGUUCUAUUUCUGUGACAGCUUGGAUAAGUUUCGGUAGUGCUUCUACAAAUAUCGCUCAUCCUAAGUUACCUGUUUCUACCGAUGGAUGUUUUGCCAAUCAAAGUUUCAUGUCAAAUAUCACGCCAAGUGUGCCUAAAGAAUAUUCCAGCUUAGAAUCCUUUUCUACAAUGCCUACUUUUAUGCCAGUGACUUCUUCUGUAGAAGAAGAUUCUCAAGAUCAUAUUUUUCCUCUUUACAAAAUCUCUUAUAUGUGGUUUAGUCCUAUUGGAGUAAUGAUCACUGUAAUACUGGGCUACUGUUGCAGUUACUUGUUUGGUAAGCCAACAGUGUUUGAAGAUAAUUUGCUCAAUCCAAUCGUCUAUAAGAUGAAAAUGAGAUCUUCGAAAGAAAAGGAAAAUGUAGAGCUAACAACAAUCUGUCCUCUUACAAAUGGGGUGAAUUUAAAGGGAGAACAUUCAGUGAGAUAAUACAAGAGUUCAUAAUCUGACAUCAUGAUUCAACAUUCAGAGAAUGUGAUUUCGCAUAUACUAAAAUAUGUUUCUAUGCAAUAUCUGUUACAUAAAAUAAUUUAACUCUUGUAUUUUUUUUUAAGGAAAAUGAAAUUUGUUAAUGUAAAAUUUAAAGAAAUAUAAAAUUUGUUGCUUAUUGCAAAUUUCCUGAUGAAAUAAAUUUCAUUACUGUCAAGAAAUGUAAAAUAUUCAGAAAGUUUUUAUUCUAAUAAUCCAUUAUAUGAAAAUUCUUUAUGAAUUUUUAUCGGAAUUAAAUAAAAAAAUCUAAUGAAUAAUGCUACUGAAAGCUUAUUUUUUUGUAUUUUAUUUUUUGAAAAUGUUGUUUGUUUUUUUAAUCACUCAAAAUAUGUUGUCUCUCUAAGUGAAAAAUGAAAUUUUUUUUUUAAAGAUAUGCCUAAUAGAUCCAAUCAAAGAAAUAAAUAUAAAAAACUUAAUUAAAAAACGUUUUUUAUAUAUAUAUUUAGUCCGUUAUUCCAUAUGUGCUGUGGUUAUUACAUGAUUACAGUACACUGUCUUAAAUCAACUGUUCUGUUUAGUUGAUAUAAAAUAUGAAAUAAUUAGAAAAUAUAUUUGUAAUUUCACUAGACAACAUGACAUUUAUCAAUAUGAUUAUUUCUAGAAAUACUUUUCUAUUUAUGCAAACGUUAGAACGCGAUUUAAAUUUUUUUUAACUUGACCACUGUUUUUCAUUUUUUAUUGGCAUAUUUCUUUAGCCUAUCAUACGCUUCUUCGUAACAUUGUAACAUAACCACACUAUGCAAUUUUCUUAUUUUCAUUUUAGUACAUAGCACAUUGCAGCAUACUUUAUUACUUUUUUACAUUUCAACGCAUUUUUUAUAACUUGUGGAAAGUGACUUUCAAAACUAUAAUUACUUUACUAUUUUAAAAUGUGAUUGUAAAAUGUGCAGUUGAAAGUUACUCUCUAAUAAUACUUUAUAAAUUUUGUAUUAGAAGCCAUUAGAAUCAUAAUUAAAUAGAUAACGAUAAAACUAGAUGAAAAAACAUAAUAUUAGAAUUCAAAGCUUGCAAUCAUCAAUUGUUCGUCAACUGAAUUUACGGUAUACAUUUAAAAGUAAAUUUUAGAAAAUAAUGAUAGUUUAUAUUCUUCAGAAGUACAAAAGAUAAAUAAAUUGUGAGUGCAAAAAAGCAUUUAUUGCCCGAUAACAUUUAUUACACAUUACAUUUAUUGCUAACGAUAAAACUAGAUGAACAAAUGUGUGCAAUCAUCAAUUGUUUGUCAGCUGAAUUUGUGAUAUACCUUUAAAUGCAAAUUUGAGAAAAUAAUUAUAGUUUAUAUUCUUCAAAAGUACAAAAACGAAUUAAAUAUAUUCUAAGUACAAAGAAGCAUCUAUUGCACUGUGUAUACAAAAUUUGUAAUUAUAUAACAAUUAGAGAAAUAAAAUAUAUAGAAAUUUAGAAGCAUCUAUGCUCAUUAAGGUAUGAAACGUGUUAUUUAAUCAAUGUAAAAAGUUUAAAACUCUUUAAGUGUCAUAAGGUACUUAUAUUUUUUGUAUUUAAAAAUAUAUAUUGUAUUUAAAUACCAUGUAAUGGAUAUAUGACAGUUUCUAUUUUAUGCAGAAAAAAAACUUGUUAUUCUGUUGAAUUUUGUAGCCUUCUUUGUCCUCAGAUGUUGAAAUAAUUUGUUCACAUUUGAAUCAUUUGCGUCCUAUUGACGGAAACAAAUUCUAUCAGUAACACUUGUUACUGAUAAAAUACCAAUAGCUAUUGUCUAGCAAUCACAUAACGGGUACUUGUUCUCACAGAAAGCUCAACUCGUGAUUGACAGACAGGAGAUUACACAUCAAUAAAUUUAAAAUUCUACUGAAGCACCAAAUGUCAGGGCAAUAGGAAAACUUUUAGUCUAAAAAUUCUGUUGAUAACAAUACUCAUAACGGAUAUUAAUAUACCUAUUACUAUUGAUCAGCAAUCACAUAAUGGGUCAUUGUUCUCACUGAAAGCUCAACUCGUGAUUGGCAGACAGUAGAUUAUAAUAUUUUUCUUCAGCUCCAACAAUUUGUGCUCUUACAAAUAGGGAGAAUUUAACAGAGAACAUUCAGUGAUAUAAUAUAUGUGUUCAUUGUCUGACAUCAAAUUCAACAUUCAAAGAAUGUAAUAAUUUCACAUAUAUUAAAAUAUAAUUCUAUGUAAUAUCUGUUAAAGAAAAUAAUUAAAGCCCAGUAUUUUUUUAAGGAAAAUGAAGUUUUUGUGAUUGUAAAAAUUGAAGGAAAUAUAAAAUUUGUUGUUUAAUGUAAAUUUCAUUAUAAAAUAGCUUUUUAUACUGACAAGAAGUAUAAGAUACUCAUAAAAUUGUGCAUUCUAAUAAUCCAAAUUUUUUUUCCAGCUCACAAUAAUUUGUCCGCUUACAAAGGGGGGGGGGGAUUUAAUAGAAGAAAAUUCAGUGAAAUAAUACAAGAAUUCAUAUUCUGACAUCAUGAUCCGACAUUCAGAGAAAGUAAUAAUUUUGCAUAUAUUAAAAUGUUUCUAUACAAAACUGUACAGCAAAAUAAUUUAAGUCUUGUACUUUUUUAGAAAAAAUGAAGUUUUCGUUAGUAUUAUAACAAUUGAGAGAAUUAUAUAUAAAAUUUGUUGUUUAUAGAAAAUUUCUUUAUGAAAUAACUUUUCUUACUGACAAGAUACAUAAAAUACUCAUAAAAUUGUGCUUUCUAAUAAUCCAAUAAUUAAGGAUCUAUUCUUUAAAUUUUUAUUGGAAUUAAAAUUUUAAAAAAAAACUCAAAUGAGUGAUACUACCAAAUGUUCUUUUGAAUUUUUAUCGGAAUUAAAAGUUAAUAGGAAAAAACUUAAAUGAAUAAUAUUACCAAAUGUUCAUUUUUUUUUUAAAUUUUUUUUUUUGAAAUCAUCUAAAAUUUGUUGUUUCUGAAAAAUAAAAUAACAAACGCAAUAUUUUAUUUUAAAAAAAAGUUUUAAAUAUAUGCCUAAGACAUCCAAUCAAAAAUACUUAUGUAAAUAAACUUGUUUGAGAAGCUUGUUUUUGAUAUUUAGUCCGUUAUUCUAAGCGUACAGUGGCUGUUACGUCGUUGCAGUAAACUGUCACAAAUCAGCUAUACUGUUUAAGCUAACAUGAAAUAAAUAGAAAAUAUAUUUGUAAUUUCUUAAGAAAAUAACUAACUUAUAAUAACUAGAUAAAUAACUUAUUCUAAACGUGCAGUGGCUGUUUCUUCGUUACAGUAAACUGUCACAAAUUAGCUAUACUGUUUAAGCUAAUAUGAAAUAAACAGAAAAUACAUUUGUAAUUUCUUAAGAAAAUAACUGAAUUUAAGCGUCAAACAUAAAAUUUAGCAAUAUGAAUUUAACAAUUUCAAAUAAAAACUUCUCUAUUUAUGCAUGUAAAAAUCUUUUCUAUUUAUGCAAACGUUAGAACACAAAAUUUUCUUAAACUUGCCUACCGUUUUCCAUUUUCUACUGGCAUAUUUCCAUACUCUAUCAUACUCUUACUCGUAACAUAACCGCUCUAUGCAUAGUUUUCAUUUUAGCACAUCGAACAUUGUAACAUUAUAUAUUUUUUACACUUCAAAACGCUUUUUAUAAUUUGUGCAAAGUGACUUUCAAAGCUAUUAUUGCUUUACUAUUUUCAAAAGUGCUUUAUAGUUAUAAAAUGUGCAGUUGAAGAAUACACUCUAAUAAUACACUCUAAUAAUACUUCAUAAAUCUUGUAUUAGAAGCAAUUAGAAUCAUUAUUAAAUAGAUAACGAUAAAACUAGAUGAAAAAACAUAAUAUUAGAAUUCAACGCUUGCAAUCAUGAAUUGUUUGUCAACUGAAUUUAAGGUAUACAUUUAAAAGUAAAUUUUAGAAAAUAAUGAUAGUUUAUAUUCUUCACAAGUACAAAAGAGAAAUAAAUUGCAAGUACAAAAAAGCAUUUAUUGCCCAGUAUGUACAAACUUUGUAAUUAGAUAACAAUAAGAGAUGUAUAAUUUAUAGAAAUUUAGAAGCAUCUAUGCUCAUUAAGGUUUGAAACUUGCUGUUCUAUCAAAGCAAAAUGUUUGAAACUUGUUGUUCUAUCAAAGCAAAAUGUUUGAAACUUGUUGUUCUAUCAAAGCAAAAUAUUUGAAACUCUUAAAGUGUUAGAAGGUACUUAUAUUUUUUUAUUUAUAAAAUAUAUUGUAUUUGAAUACCAUGUAAUGGAUAUAUGCCUCUUUCUAUUUUAUAAAAUAAACUGUUUAUGUUAUUCUGUUGAA